Molecule: messenger RNA, 2471 nt
Organism: Rhododendron vialii
Lineage: Eukaryota; Viridiplantae; Streptophyta; Magnoliopsida; Ericales; Ericaceae
Product: L-type lectin-domain containing receptor kinase IX.1-like
Exons: 1
Coding region: 67-2244 (725 amino acids)
Biological process (GO): protein phosphorylation
Cellular component (GO): plasma membrane
Molecular function (GO): protein kinase activity; carbohydrate binding; ATP binding
Source: RefSeq, a predicted model, not a curated record
CACAAAACCCAAACAGAAUAGGGCUAUGUACGACUGGUGACUUUUCCGACAUACGUUUCACUAGUUAUGUUACUUAUAAAGUUCAAGCUUGAACCAAGUCCAAGUGUGAAACCAACCACAAUGAUCAAUAACCUUUUAAGAAUCCAUCUCCAAUCACCUACUAAGCUUUCACUUCUUUUUGUCUCCAUGUUCACCUUCUUCUUCUUUCUGUUGAUCCCUUUUGCAACCCCUCUGGAAUUCAGUCUCCCAUCCAUAACACCGGACAAUUCAUUGGCAUUCAACUCCAUAAACACUACCGGAGAUGCUUACAUCUCCGCCAAUGGCAUCCAACUCACUCCAGACCCAAAUGACUACACCAACACUUCAUUUCUCCAACACAAGAUUGGCCGCGCGACCUAUUUCCAACCCCUUCACUUGUGGGACAGCGCCACGGGAGAUCUCACGGACUUCAGCACGAAUUUCUCCUUCCUGAUUCAAGGAGAAAACUACGGCGAAGGGAUUACCUUUUUCCUUUCUCCUAAUGGUUCUAACAUUCCACCGGACUCGGGUGGCGGUGGACUUGGCCUGGUUAAUGAGAAUGGAACAUCUACGUUUGUUGCAGUGGAAUUCGAUACUUAUAGAAACACAUGGGAAACCAGUUUUCCCAUCAAUCAUGUGGGUAUAAAUAUCAACACUAUGAAGUCUGUGAAAAAUCAGUUUUGGGAGAGUGGUAUUUUUUUUGGGAAAAAAAAUGAAGCCCAGAUAAAGUAUGAUUCGAGUACCAAAAACCUUAGUGUUGCAUUCACUUAUUAUGAGAAUGAUGGUGCAGUUUUUAAGAAUCUUGAUUUCUUAGUUGAUCUAAGAGCUCAUUUGCCAGAGUGGGUUACUUUUGGUUUCUCUGGUUCAACGGGGUCGUCCUACGAAAAAAAUAGCAUCCAGUCAUGGGAAUUUUCCACUGCCCGUUUAGGAAUCGACGAUGGAGGAAAAGACGCCGGGAAAGGGGCGGACAAGACGGGAUUGGUCGUGGGAUUGAGCGUUGGUUUUGGUGUGUUGGUUUUGAUUGGUUUGAUUUUUUUAGGGUUGUGGAGAAAAAGUAGAGGGAGAAAAAAGGACGAGCCAUUACCAAUACGAGAACGAUCAAUGGACGAUGAAUUCAAAAGGGGCACCGGGGCUAGGAAAUUCUCUUAUGAGGAAUUGGAGAUAGCGACGGAUAAUUUCUCGGAGGAAAGGAAACUUGGAGAGGGGGGAUUUGGCGGGGUUUACAGAGGAUUUCUAAAGGAAAUGAAUUCUGAAGUUGCUGUUAAGAGGGUGUCAAGUGGGUCAAAACAAGGCCUAAAAGAGUACACAUCGGAAGUGAGAAUCAUCAGCCAGUUGAGGCACAGGAACUUGGUGCAACUCAUGGGUUGGUGCCACGAUAAAGGCGAGCUCUUGCUAGUUUACGAGUUCAUGCCUAAUGGAAGCCUGGACUCUCAUUUAUUCAAGGCGAAAAGUUUGUUAACUUGGGAUAUAAGGUACACAAUCGCACAAGGCCUAGCCUCAGCAGUGUUCUAUUUACACGAAGAAUGGGAGCGGUGCGUGGUGCAUAGGGACAUAAAAUCGAGCAACGUGAUGUUGGAUUCAAAUUUCCAUGCCAAAUUGGGAGAUUUCGGGCUAGCUAGACUGGUCGACCAUGAGGAACAGGUCGAGACCACCGUUGUGGCGGGGACUAGAGGUUACAUGGCUCCAGAGUGUCUUAUCACAGGAAAAGCUAGCAAGGAAUCAGAUGUCUACAGUUUUGGGGUCGUGGCAUUGGAAAUAGCAUGUGGGAGGAGGCCCAUUGAGCCGAAUGCACGGCAAAAUGAGGUCAAAAUGGUGGAUUGGGUGUGGGAACUGUAUGGAAAUGGGAAAAUUCUCGAGGCAGUUGACCCGAGACUAGGCGUCGAAUAUGAUGAAAAGAUCAUGGAGUGUUUGAUGGUUGUUGGGCUCUGGUGUGCGAACCCAGAUUGGGUCCAUAGGCCCUCCAUCAGGCAAGCAAUUCUGGUGCUGAAUUUUGAAGUUCCAUUGCCUGUACUUCCGGAGAAAAUGCCCAUGCCGACGUCUUUUGGUCCUCAGGGAAAUUCUUUCGGAUCUUAUGCUAAUUCAUCGUUCUACGCAUCCGGGAGCAGCAGUCAAGUACAGUCUUCUAGCUAUAGUGGCAAUAGCAAUAACAGUGUUGCAAAGUCGCUGCCUUCUCAUCCUGCUCCUGCUGCUGUUUCUUUUUCCUCUCCCCACGGGAUUACAACCUAAGUCGAUCAAGUUAGAAAUUGUUCCUGUUUUUUUCCCGUUGGAUAUGUAUUUUCUGUUUUUCUUUAUUUUUCUUUUGCAUUAUAUGUCGUAUUUUCUGCUUGGUAUUGCUGUCGUUUUGGGAUUUUGUUUUUCGUGGUUUCAGAUGCAAUGACUAUGAAAUGUACAAAACACUCGACGUUUUCAUUCUUGUGUGAAAUAGUUUCCGACGUCUUGGUGUUUGCCCGAAA